AAGAAUUCGCCUUGUGGGGACUUAAAUGUGUGUGUGCAAAAAGGGAUUUGCAAACAAAACUAACUUUUCCAAUCCAGUGUUGUAUGAGCCAGGCUGCUUAUAAUCAUGGGGAACAGCAUUUUUGUGAACUGCUGCAGGCAUGUCACCGACCUCAUCUUCCAGACACGCAGCUUUAGCUCGCCUGAUGAGCGGUCGCCGCUCUUACCAAAGCCUCCCACGAGCCGCGCCGGCUCCCCCGACGUGCCGGAAGCUUCCCGGGGCGCCGUGCCGUACCCCGACGUCAUCCCCAGCACGGCAGCGGUGGGAAGCCUGCAGAAACGCGCCGAACGCAUCCAGGACUCGCCCGAGGCCAAGGGCGAAGAAGCAGCAGCGACGGCCUGCGAUAACAGCUGCUGGAAAGCUGGCAGUGGUGCUGCCGGCCCGCUCCAGCGGCCAGGGGCAUCGUGUGCCGCAGCCGUCCUUCCAGCCGACCUUGAGGAAGGGCCGGCGGGGCCGUUAGAUCGCGCCGCGCUGCUUGAGGCCUGCCAGAGCCACGUGAAACCUGAGGACGGCGGCUCGGCCGCGGGGCCCGGUGCGGCCCGUGCUGUGCUUCCCCCCGGCCCGCGGCCUGGCCCCGGCCGCUGCGUGGAGCCAGCAGGCGGGGGGAGAAGCCCCCGCGUCCAGCAGACGGUCGCACCGCCCGGGCUCUGCGGGGAGAAGGCGUCCGAGAGCAGGGACACGAGCGCUGGCGCUGCGCAGACUGACCGCGCCGCAGGCCCCGGCGGCAGGCUGAGCGGGGGCCCCAGCCCCGUGGUGGUGCACGUGCUGCCCGCCAGGCAGCCCCAGAAGAGGAGGAGGAAGAAGAAGCUCCCGCCUCUAGGUGCUCACUGCAGUGGCGCUCCGUUGGGCUUGGUGUAGCUGGAGCCCCUCUACACCCGUGGCGGCGUCGGGGUGGCUGUGUACGGUCGUGGGAUGGGGUGGGAGGAAGGAGGGGGGGGACACAGGUUCUGUUUUCACUCGCAGCAGGGUGGAGGUGAGGAAGGGGGCCGGGGCCAGAGCCCAGCUGGGCCGGCUGUUGUCCCUUCCCCGGCUUCCUGGGCACAAGCAGCUCGGCUUGCUGCUGCUUGGGUCUCAAGGUCAAACCUGGCCUCUGUGGCACUGCGGUGUCGUUCAGUCCCUGUGUGGCGGCCGAGCUGGGUCUCAGUCGCUGGCUCUCGGUGUAGCUGGUGGCUUGCCGGGGGUGCUGCAGUGACACUGACGUGGGGCUGCCCGGCUGCUGUUUCGGUGCCUCGUUUGCUGCUUGUGCCUCUGCCGUGCCGCCGGAGGUGUUCAGGCCUCGCGGCAAGGAGGCCGUGUGGGGCUCUCAGCACCUGGAAGUACCUCUGGGGAGGGAACGACAGGACCUGUGCCCUUGAAUGGAACCGGAGCUCACAGUCAGAAACACAUUCUGUUGGCACUGGCACUUCUCCCACCCUCUGUACCAGGCUACUUUGCUGCAACAUCUUCUGAUACUGUCAUCAGGAAGCUAGUGACUGACUUUGGUUUAGAAGAUUUCUGUGAACACUAAUUAGUUAUUAAC
Molecule: messenger RNA, 1558 nt
Organism: Cygnus olor (mute swan)
Lineage: Eukaryota; Metazoa; Chordata; Aves; Anseriformes; Anatidae
Product: collagen alpha-1(I) chain-like
Exons: 1
Coding region: 106-897 (263 amino acids)
Source: RefSeq, a predicted model, not a curated record